AUGUCUCUCCUUUUUGACCCACAUUUCACCAUAUUGCGUGAAGAUGCCAGCAACAAGCUGUUCAACAUUGUUUUGAUCACUUCUCAAGUAGCCGGAGCUCUCGCUGUUCUAUUUGUUUCUAUUUGGAUGGGAGGAUAUGAGGAUGGAUUCGCUUGGACGGAUUACCCUGACAGAGAAUUUCAUUAUCAUCCAACUUUCAUGGUAAUGGGAAUGGUUUUCCUCUAUGGGGAGUCUCUGAUUGUUUAUCGCGUCUUCAGAAAUGAACGAAAAAAGUUCAGCAAAACUCUUCAUGUUGCUCUUCAUUCUAUGGUUUUGGUGUUUAUGCUGAUUGCUCUGAAGGCAGUUUUUGAUUUUCAUAACCUGCAUAAAGAUCCUCAAGGAAACCCUAAACCCAUUCCCAACAUGAUGUCACUGCAUUCAUGGAUCGGCAUGAUUGUUGUUGUUGUCUAUUGUCUGCAGUAUUUUGUUGGAUUUGUGACUUUCUUUGCCCCUGGGUUAUCCAUUCCAAUGAGACAAAUCAUAAUGCCCUUCCAUCAAUUGUUCGGUCUUGUUCUAUUCUUGGUAGUGUCUAUUGUUGUCGGUAGUGGAAUUUCGGAGCGAGCAGCAUGGAAGCACAUAUGUUGGACACAAGAGGGCCAAAUGUGUACACAGCACUUUUUGAGUAACUUGGUUGGAAUUUGUGUUUUCGUUCAAAGUGUCUGUAUUUUGAUUCUUGUCGGUAAUCCACGCUGGAAACGACGCACUCUACCAGAAGAAGAGUCGCUGCAUCAGUUAUCCGCUACACCUAUGGAAUAA
This is a messenger RNA of Auanema sp. JU1783, 795 nucleotides long. NCBI's taxonomy places the organism in Eukaryota, Metazoa, Nematoda, Chromadorea, Rhabditida, Rhabditidae. The record is from the annotation of a GenBank genome assembly.